AUGCCUGAAUCUAUUCAUCAUAAUAAUUCCAACAUUGAUGAUGCUCCACAAAUAGCAUCGGCCAAAAAACAACUGCGCGCUUCGAAUCCUACAUCAGUGAUUCGUUUCCCCGAAGAUUUCAAAAACUUUGACGCGAAUAAUGUCAAACAAAUGCGUCGUAUAGUUCAACCCAGUCAAGCGUAUUGCAAUUUAACGUUUAUUCAGGGUGAACAUACUAAAGAAGAGCUUUGUUGCUCGUAUGUAGACUUGCCUGCAGCCAACAUGAAACGUCUUGAAAAUGUUGAUACUUCCAUACCGCUGUCUCUCGAACAAAACAUAACUAAAACAUCUAAAAUGAUCGACCAAGCGAAACAACUCGCAUGGGCACUCACCGCUGUUGCUGCUAAUGUCUUUUGGCUUAAUAUUCAAGCAUUAAAUCUGUUUUGUAAUGAAAUUGGACGCAAGUUUGUGUAUUCGUCUGGUCUAUAA
Rotaria socialis is the source of this 468-nucleotide messenger RNA. Lineage: Eukaryota; Metazoa; Rotifera; Eurotatoria; Philodinida; Philodinidae. The record is from the annotation of a GenBank genome assembly.